CAGCUACCUAGCCAUCCUCAUCCUCGCAUAGCGUAGCUUUCUUGGCGUGUGAAGAUGGCGUCGAGGGCUGUGAAGGUGGCGCUGCUGCUCGCGGCGGUGGCGACGACGUGCGCGCUGGCGCAGCUCCACGAGAAGUUCUACGGCGAGACGUGCCCCAGCGUGGAGGAUGUCGUGAGGAAGGAGAUGGUGAAGGCGCUGUCACUGGGUGCUUCGUCAGGGGGUGCGACGGCUCGGUUCUGCUGGACUCGGCCAACAAGACGGCGGAGAAGGAUACGCAGCCGAACCAGACGCUGCGAGGCUUCGGCUUUGUCGAGAGGGUGAAGGCCGCGGUGGAGAAGGCCUGCCCCGACACCGUCUCCUGCGCCGACAUCCUCGCCCUCAUUGCCAGGGACGCAGUAUGGCUGCAAGGGUCCAUUCUGGACAGUUCCUCUCGGCCGGCGAGACGGCAGCGUGUCCAUUUCCAACGAGACCGACGCUCUGCCACCCCGACCCCCAACUUCACCGUGCUCACCCAGCUCUUCGCCGCUGUGAACCUCGACGCCAAGGACCUCGUCGUCCUGUCCGCCGGGCACACGAUCGGGACGUCGCACUGCUUCUCCUUCUCCGACUGGCUCUACAACUUCACCGGCAUGGAGAACCCCAGCGACAUCGACCCCACGCUAGAGCCGCAGUACAUGAUGCGGCUCAAGAGCAAGUGUGCAAGCCUCAACGACAACACCACCCUCGUGGAGAUGGACCCCGGCAGCUUCAAGACCUUCGACACCGACUACUUCAAGCUGGUGAGCAAGCGGAGGGGCCUCUUCCACUCCGACGGCGCCCUCCUCACCGACCCCUUCACCCGCGCCUACGUCCAGCGCCAUGCCACCGGUGCCUUCAAGAACGAGUUCUUCGCCCACUUCGCCGACUCCAUGAUCAAGAUGGGCAACGCCAACCCGCUCACCGGAAGCCAAGGUGAGAUCAGAAAGAAGUGCAGCGUGGUCAACCAUUAAACCACCGACGAAGUACAAGGCCGUUUUGAUUUGUAACAAUCUUUUUUCCUUGUAAAUUACUGUAAGAUUGUUAUAGCUCCUUUCUCUCCUAAAUCUUUUUCUUUCAUUAACUUAUUGUUUCGUUACAACCAUGUUAGUUCCUUGUACACAGGACGAACACUUUGAUAUUGCCACCUCUGACGUGUCGUCCAUUGUCAUCUGGAGAUUAUUCAUGUCACGGUUA
This is a messenger RNA of Triticum aestivum (bread wheat), 1212 nucleotides long. Its product is annotated as peroxidase 1-like. Lineage: Eukaryota; Viridiplantae; Streptophyta; Magnoliopsida; Poales; Poaceae. The transcript has 3 exons. Gene Ontology annotation, biological process: response to oxidative stress. The coding region runs from base 630 to 989 and encodes 119 amino acids. The record is from RefSeq and is a predicted model, not a curated record. Gene Ontology annotation, molecular function: heme binding; peroxidase activity.